CAUAACCAAAAAGAGUUGAGGUUACUCUGAGAAGGUGAAGUUAAAAGUUUCAGUGGAAUAACAGAGACCGACUAAGUAAACUUGUCAGAGCAAACUAAAAGUGGAUAUCAAAACGAAUCAAGAGAUCAAGACAACUGCUAUAUGGAUAUUCUUUAAGACAGGUUUGUUUUUCUGAACUACACAGAGGUCAAGGUUUACAUCUUCAGUGAAGACAUUCACAAAUAAAUGCAGGGAUAAUUCCUGUUAUUCUACAGGUGAAAGGGCCACCUCAUCCAAAUGUAAGAGCUGAAGGAACUGGAGGAAACAUCAUCAGUGUCGGGAAAUAUCUUCUGGUUGUUUCUGUCCAAAAAGAAAGCAAAGAACAGACGCCAGCAAAUCUUUUAUUUGCCCUCACUGUGGAAAAGGAUUUGAGAGAAAAAGACACCUUGUGGAACAUAUGGAAACUCAUUCUGAGGAGCAGCUAUACACAUGUACUCAGUGUGGGAAGAAUCUCAAAAACAAAUAUACACUUACAAAUCACAUGACAGUUCACACUAGAGAGCGGCCGUACACAUGUGCUCAGUGUGGAAAAAGUUUCAAACUAAAAAAUGGCCUUGAUACCCACAUGAGAAUUCACACUGGAGAGCGCCCAUACUCAUGUCUUCAGUGUGGAAAUAGUUUCAGAAAAAAAGAAAAACUUACAGAUCACAUGAGAAUUCACACUGGAGAGCUCCCAUACCCAUGUCUUCAGUGUGGAAAGAGUUUCAGAAAGAAAUAUAAACUUACAGACCACAUGAGAGUUCACGCUGGAGAGCGCCCACACAUGUGUCUUCAGUGUGGAAAGUGUUUCAGUCAAAAAACUCACCUUGAUGGCCACAUAAAUAUUCACACUGGAGAGCGUCCAUACCCAUGCCCUCAGUGUAAAAAGAGUUUCCUGACAAAAGCAUGUCUUAAGAGCCACAUGAGAGUUCAUACUGGAGAGCGCCCAUACAUGUGUUUUCAGUGUGGAAAGACUUUCACUGAAAAUAAAAUCCUUAAUAACCACACGAGAAUUCACACUGGAGAGCGACCAUACUCAUGUCCUCAGUGUGGAAAGAGUUUUACUCAAAAAUAUCAUCUUCGUGUCCACAUGAGAAUUCACACUGGAGAGCGGCCAUACACAUGUACUCAGUGUGGAAAGAGUUUCACUCAACAAAGUAGUCUUGGUGCCCACAUGAGAGUUCACACUGGAGAGCAACAACAACCAUGUCCUCAAGGUGGUCGCACACUGGACGCGCAGCUCAGCGCUGCGUCGAGUCGUGUCUAGGACAACUCGGAGGUAUCGUACACCGGAAGUGCACAUUAAAUAGCGCAAGCUUAGUCAGAUAGUGUCUACUUAAAAAUGCAAAACAUACGUUAGCAGCCAAUGUUAAUCGCUAACUAUUUGGGACAAAUAUGAUGUUAUUUAAUGUUAGGCAGCGCCUGUGUAUGUACACUCAUAGAAAACAAUGUGUUCUGUGCGUCCGGUGUGCAACCCCCUUCAGUGUGAAAUGAGUUUCAUGAUCAAAGCAAGACUUACGAGGCACAUGAGAAUUUACAAUGAAAAAUGCCCAUUCAGAAUUCUUUUGCACACUGAUAUGUUCCUGUUAUUCAGGUGAAGGAGUCACUUCAUCUUCAAAUUGAAAAAUAACAUAAGGUCUGAAAGCAAUCAUUAAAGAGAUGAGUUAUACUAUAUGGAAUAAAGUGAUGUAAGAAAAAUACCACGAGGAUGUUAAAGAUUUCAAUGAAGAAUUACCUUGCUCAUUUUUUUCAUAUUAAGAGUAGACAGGAACUGGAAUCCAAUUUCUGAAUAUGUUUCAAGGUCACAUGUGUAAAUAUUGUCAAGAGAAAACCAACUUGAUUAAAAAAAAAUCAUUUAAUUAACACAGAUUAGGCUACAGGAUUGUUAGUGUCUGAUCCUGAGGUGGAUCAAAGCAGCAUACCAGAUGUUGUAAAUAUUAUAAGAUGCAAGAUAAAGAUUGUCAGACUUAUGCCAAAUGGCACAUUCACCUCCGAGACAAUCACACGCAGUGUGGAAACAGAAGAAUCACACCUCACCAAUGAUUACUCACAUCUGUUCACUCCUCUCCCUCAGCUCAAAGCACCCUAAAGCUCACCCAUAAUCUGUUUAUAAGAAAUACUACAUUCCUGUUGUGACCUUCAGUCAUUUGUUUUAUUUUCUGUGCUUGCCUUUUGUGUCUUCUCUCUAUACUUGUUUUCAGGAAUGCGGUUUCUGGAGCUAAUAUGAUGGAGGCUCCAAUUGGUUCUUAUCUCCAACUGUCCCAGAUAAAAAAGGACUGCCCGGAUCACUGAUCGAGGCCUUCGUGCUUACUUUAUUGAUCAUUUGUGUAUUUACAUGGGUAUUAAUCUAAUUUGUCGUCGUUUAUUGAUUGUCGUAUCAGAAAUAUUGUUAGUUAUGUUCAGAGUGUGCCUGUAAUUUUUUUUCUGUUCUGCUUUGUUUAUGCUUGACCCAUGCAUAGUGAUGGGAGAAAUGAAGCUUUUCGAAGCUUUGAAUAAAUUGAACCAAUAGACCCCUUCAAGGUUUGUAAACAUUGACUGACUAUUGCUUGCUGCCACAGAUGUUGUAAUUUUUAUGUUUUUGAGAUUCUGCAGGAAUCCCGAAAAACUUAACGGCAGACCUGGUGCGAUUUUCACAGCCCACGACGCAAGUAGGCAUUUUUGACGAUACCGAAUAAUACGCAACUCAACCUGCUGUAAUGACUUUUCUGACCCCGACAUGCGCAAUGGGAACCGCCUGUGACGUGAACUGUGAAGGGGUCUAUUGCUUCGCAAGUUGAAUAAUGUUUUUUAAAGGGGUCAUAGUAUGAAAAUGUUAGCAUUGCCACUUUGUAGGUUUGAGCAAAAAUGUGUCGUUUUGGGUGUGUCUUUAAAAAUGCAAAUGAGCUGAUGAAGUGCAAACACUGACCACAUUGAUGGUGGUUUGAUGCAAUUCAAACUCAGUUGUGCUGUGAAUUAUUUUUUCUCUCUUUCUUUCUCUCUGCACUAAAUGACAGCACUGUGGUUGGAUAGUGUACAUUAAGGGGGCGGUAUUAUUCUAAUAAGAUAUCCUUAUGACAUCAUAAUGAAAGCCAAAUUUCAAUGACCUAUUUUUGCUCACACCUGGCAAAGCUAACAUAUUCACGCCAUGGCCCCUUUAAGUGUUCGAAACACCACACAAGCUGGCGACACCUGCUGGUCAGAAUCGUGUAAAAGCAACAUGAUCUGUCCCAACAUUUACCCUUUUUACAAAAUAAUAAAAAGAUUUUUUUUCUAAAAAUAUGUAUUUAAGAAAAAUAAAUUACUUAAUUUAGUUAAGCCAUGAUUGAGUGUAUUCUGUGUUUUUAAUUUUAUUUGGGCGAUCAUUAAACAAUCAUUAAAACUAACUCCGCUUUUUAUUAUGCACAUUUUUGUUAUUAAAUCUGUUUAUAA
Misgurnus anguillicaudatus (oriental weatherfish) is the source of this 3426-nucleotide messenger RNA. NCBI's taxonomy places the organism in Eukaryota, Metazoa, Chordata, Actinopteri, Cypriniformes, Cobitidae. The record is from RefSeq and is a predicted model, not a curated record.